AUGGAAGACCAGAUUGAGGAAAUGGAGUUAAAACCGGUGAAUGUUAGGCGCACCUUCACUCUAAGGAGCAAUGUGGCCCGACAGGUGGCUGUUAAUUUCAUGCCGUCAAGACAGCUGCCGUACGGCACGUUACGUUUGCGUCGUACCACCUCGGAGAAUAAUGUAUUGCUGGAGUCGAGCGGCGAUGAGACCGACAAGCAGGCUGAGAUCAUCGUGCGAGAGAUGGAACAACACCAACGCCUCAUGGAGGACAAUCCCGUGUCCGAAGAACUCAGAAGAGAGGCCUUGCGAGAUUUGCCGCAGGGUUUGACUAUGAAGAGAAAUGUACGCGCUAAAUUGUCAGCCUCGGUCAGCCUGCGGUCUAAGCACAGACCCAUCAACAUGUUCAAGCGCCUCAAGUACCGGAUAAGUUUCGCAUGGAAGAAGGCUCGUGACCGAAUUAGCGACCUGAUUUUCUCCAUCGAGCUCUGGUACGAAGCCAUCCGUCACGUGGAGGGCCACUUCGGUUCGGCCGUGGGUUCCUAUUUCCACUUCCUGCGCUGGCUGUUCGCGCUCGACCUCGUGCUGGCGGUGCUGGUGAUCUCCUUCGUCGUGGUACCGCAAGCGUUGCACGACCAGCACCGGAACCGCACCGGCUCUAUGGGGUUCUUGGACUUUGUCAGCGGGAAGGGUGGCUUUGAAGAUAGUCUGCUAUUCUACGGGCACUACCACGACGGCGACAUCGUCACCACUGGCCCGCUUACCUACAAUAUGCCCUUUGCAUAUUUCUUCACCAUGCUCUGUCUCUACUUCUUGUUUUUCGCCCUUCUGUGCUAUAGGACGGCGUAUUCGUACCGGCGAAACUUCAUAGAAAUCGCGGGCGGUUUGAGCAACGUGUUCGCGAGCAAAGUGUUUUGUGGCUGGGACUUUGGUAUCACGUCUCAGCAAGCCGCCGCUCUUAACGCUUCCAGCAUCUACAACGAGUUUAAGGAACUUCUUAGCGAACAGAACAAGAAUCAAGUGACGAAAUCAUUCUGGACGAAGUUCUGGCAGUGUUUAGUGAAUAUAGUCGUUACUGCCUUCGUAUUAGGGCUCAUAAUCAGCCUAGAGUACGGUCUGUGGCAACUGCUCAGCUCGGAAACGGAUCUCUCGCGUUGGGAGAUAUACGUGUCAUCGAUAGUGACUUUCGUGUUGGCAGUUUGUCCGAUUUUGUUCCACUUGAUCGUUAGGUUAGAGUUCUACAAGCCAAGGACUGGAUUUUAUGUGACUUUAGCGAGGACUGGGCUGCUUGAUAUUGGAACCCUCACUCUCCUGUUGGUGUACUGGGCGAGGUCCGGCUCUGAAUGUUGGGAGACCUCGAUGGGACAGGAGGCCUACCGCCUCGUGAUACUCGACGCUUUGCUUUCUUUGUUUCUGAUCCCACUUGUUGAGUUCGCUAGAAGUUUCAUUUUUAAAAUGAACCCUAGUGAUUCGCCGCCAGAGUUCAAUAUCGCGUACAACUCAUUGACACUGAUCUACAACCAGGCAGUGUUGUGGUACGGCAUGUUAUUUUCGCCCUUAUUGACGGUGGUAGUAACGUUCAAGUUCUUCCUAUUGUUUUAUGUGAAGAGAGAAUGUGCUCUGCGGGCCUGUCAGCCUGCCCGGAAGGUAUGGCGAGCUGCACAGACACAGACGGUGCUGUACAUGCUAGUCACCUUGUCUUUGUUCACGACACUCUUCACCAUCGGAAGCUUGUUCGUACGAGGUUCGUCGCAACACUGCGGACCGUUCCGCGGGUACGAGGCGGUGUACAGCGUGGUGAGCGAGGGCGUGCUGCAGCUGGCCCGCAGGAGAACGCUCGCACAAGUGCUGGCCUUCCUCACGCGCCCCGGCGUCAUCGCCUUCCUGCUGCUGUCGCUCUGCGUGGCGGUGUACUACAUGAGAGCGAAGGCCCGUGCACAGCGCUCCAUGGUUGGCAUCCUACGACGAAUGCUGGUGCUGCAGUCCAAGGACAAGGACUUCCUGCUGGCCGCCAUCGACAAGGUCUCCAAUGGAGAAUGGCUUUAUAGUCCCAAACCAGAAGACCAAGGCGCCGACAGUCACACCUGGAAAUACCUCCAAGAAGUCCGCAAACCUUCCAACGCCGGCUACCAUUUCGACCCCACCAGGCUCAACCACUCGAUGAUCGAGAGGCCGCGUUCGUACGCCAAGGAUAUACGCCCCAAUUCGUACCACAUGGAGAGACGGAAGUCCAGCGAGGACGGUGAGACCGACAGCUCUUUCUCUUGGCAGGGAUCCGGGAACUGUUUGAAUAAGGAGAAUGAUGCCGAGGUUGGCAAGUGGUUGUAA
This is a messenger RNA of Parnassius mnemosyne (clouded apollo), 2307 nucleotides long. Lineage: Eukaryota; Metazoa; Arthropoda; Insecta; Lepidoptera; Papilionidae. The record is from the annotation of a GenBank genome assembly.